Microthlaspi erraticum is the source of this 312-nucleotide messenger RNA. NCBI's taxonomy places the organism in Eukaryota, Viridiplantae, Streptophyta, Magnoliopsida, Brassicales, Brassicaceae. The record is from the annotation of a GenBank genome assembly.
AUGAGAUCCACCUCCACUCUAUCAAUUACGUGGACAACACUCUCGCUGGUGCCAGAAACAUGGAUUUCGUCACUCCCUCGCCUUGGUUGCUGUAUGCUGUGCAAACAUCGCUGGAGCACUGGAAAUUCCAUGGGAAGUAGGCUUCGGAGUAUCACCUUUGCGGCCGUGAAAGAAGCUACCAAUAACUUCGACGGGAGUCGAAUCAUCGGCUUUGGCGGCUUCGGUAAAGUCUACAAAGGAAGGCUAAACGACGGCACCAAAGUUGCUGUGAAACGAGCAAACCCCAACUCUGAGCAAGGUGCACGGAGAUGA